This is a messenger RNA of Phaedon cochleariae (mustard beetle), 393 nucleotides long. Lineage: Eukaryota; Metazoa; Arthropoda; Insecta; Coleoptera; Chrysomelidae. The record is from the annotation of a GenBank genome assembly.
AUGUCAGUGGUGGGCAACGGCGAACGGUGCAUCCCCGGCGACGAGACGCUGUGCGGCGACGGCGGGCCGGCCAAGAAGGCGCGUCUCGCCCACCCGAAAGGCGUCGCGGUGGCCGUCGACGGCACCAUCUACAUCGCCGACGGCACGAACCUGCGCGCCGUCGACGCCUCGGGUACCAUCCGGACGCUGGUCGGCGACCACGGCCAUCGCAACCGGUGGACGCCGAUACCCUGUCAUGGCGCUGUGGCCGCCUCACAGGGUCCUACUCCUAGUCCUAGUCUUAAUUCUAGUCCUACUCCUAGUUCUUGCCGUAGGCAUAGGCUUCAUCCCACUAUUAGUACUAUAGUACUACUGUUCACCCUAGUCCCUGGUCAUUGUAUGUCUGGACCAUAG